CUACAUCAGACAAGAAGCGAGAACAUUCGCAAAAUUCCUUGAGAAUACAGUGAUCUCCAACAAGAUGGUGGACCAUAAAGAAAUACUACGACCAACGUAUAGUUUGGAUGAUAUCCCAUCCUUAACUGGUAAAGUCGCCCUUGUCACAGGAGCCAAGUAAGUAUCCGAGCACCUCCAGCUGCAUCACAACUCACAGCUUUCGAGCACUCCAGAUGGUGUCGGCUAUCACAUCGCACAUCAACUCGCACUCAAGGGGGCAAAAGUCUACAUCGGCGCUCGCAAUCUCCAAAAAGCAACAAAAGCCAUCAGAACCAUGCUUGCCGAGUCACCACAGCUAAAACCCGAAUCUCUCGUUCCAUUUGCCGUCGAUAUGGGAAAUUUCAAACAAGUGCAAUUUGCUGCAAGAAAAGUUGUUGCAGAAGAGCCCCGUCUUGACAUAUUGGUCAAUAACGCCGCUGUUCUCGCUAGACCUCUUGAUAAAGACGGCAAUGGCAUCUCAGUCUCAUUUGGUAUUAAUCAUCUGGGCCCUUUUCUUCUGACUAGGGAGUUAUUACCGCUGCUCAACAAAACCCAGGCUGAACAUCCUGGUGUGCGGAUUGUGAAUGUUGCUUCGGCGGCUCACUAUGAUGUUCCGACGGGUGCAAAAUUUGGUUCGCUAGAAGACUUCAAUACUACUUACGGGAGCGAGGACGAACCAUUCGCUAAUUAUCUUCGAUACGGUUACUCCAAACUCGCAACUAUUCUUCAUACUAAAGAACUUCAGCGUCGUUUCGACCAGCAAGGUAUUGAUAUUCUUGCACUCAGUGUUCAUCCAGGAGGAGUUGCAACAAAUGGAGCGGCAGGAUAUCUUGGAGUUAGAGACAACGACGCAUUCCGAUCGAACCUCUCACCUUUUGAAGGUGCUAUCACCCCUCUGUUUGCUGCUGCUCACCCGGAACCAGCUCAACAAAGAGACAAGUAUGCUGGGUCUUUUAUCAUGCCAUUUGGUGGGCUGAAAGAACCGACUGAGGACGCAAAUAACGCUGAGUUGGCAAAACAACUCUGGACAGCGUCUGAGAAGGUGGUUAGUAGUGUGUUGGACUGUUUUAUUUGGGAUAGCAUAUUGAUGCCGAUGGGGGGCAUUUUCAAUAUUGGGCAAAAGACAUAGAUGCUUGUUUUUGUAGAUUGCGACUCUAGUUUUCCUGAUAGAUCAUUUUAUUAGACCGUCUAAAUAUGCCUCCAUUAAAACUAGAAUGAAGAGAAAUCUAGCUCAAAGACUUUUAC
Fusarium verticillioides 7600 is the source of this 1263-nucleotide messenger RNA. RefSeq lists its product as hypothetical. The transcript has 2 exons. The coding region runs from base 314 to 1147 and encodes 277 amino acids. NCBI's taxonomy places the organism in Eukaryota, Fungi, Ascomycota, Sordariomycetes, Hypocreales, Nectriaceae. The record is from RefSeq and is a predicted model, not a curated record.